CUCACGUGUACUUUCAGACUAUCGCGCGAAGCAAUCCAAUCCUCAGGUAUAGCACAUUUCGCGAACCCCGUACGCCAUGGCACCAAAGAUGCCAGCGGUCGGUAUCGACCUCGGCACUACGUAUUCCUGUGUAGGGGUCUGGCAGCACGGCAAGGUAGAGAUCAUUGCCAAUGACCAGGGCAACAGGACGACACCCAGCUACGUCGCUUUCGGCGACAGCGAGCGCCUGAUCGGAGAUGCCGCCAAGAACCAAGUGGCGAUGAAUCCGCAGAACACAGUGUUCGACGCGAAGCGGCUCAUCGGCCGCAAGUACGACGACCCCAAGAUCCAGGGCGACUUGAAGCAGUGGCCGUUCAAAGUGGUCAACGACGGAGGGAAGCCGAAGAUCGUCGUGGAGUACAAAGGAGAGGUGAAAAGGUUCUCCCCAGAGGAGAUAAGUUCCAUGGUGCUGACCAAGAUGAAGGAGACAGCCGAGGCGUACCUGGGUGGCAAAGUGACCGACGCGGUCGUCACCGUGCCGGCGUACUUCAACGACUCGCAGCGGCAAGCGACGAAAGACGCCGGCGCCAUCGCGGGUCUCAACGUGCUGAGGAUCAUCAACGAGCCGACAGCCGCGGCGCUGGCAUACGGCCUGGAUAAAAAUCUGCGCGGCGAGAAGAACGUGCUCAUCUUCGAUCUGGGCGGCGGGACUUUCGACGUUUCGGUGCUCACAAUCGACGAAGGCUCACUGUUCGAGGUCAAGGCGACUGCGGGAGACACCCACUUGGGCGGGGAAGACUUCGACAGCCGCCUGGUGAACCACUUCGCCGAGGAGUUCAAGAGGAAGUUCCGGAAGGACCUGCGCAGCAAUCCUCGCGCUCUACGCCGCCUGCGGACGGCGGCCGAGCGCGCCAAGAGGACGCUCUCCUCAAGCACCGAAGCGAGCAUCGAGAUCGACGCGCUCUUCGAGGGUGUCGACUUCUACACCAAAGUGUCGCGGGCCCGCUUCGAAGAGCUGUGCUCCGAUCUCUUCCGGUCGACGCUCCAGCCGGUCGAGAAGGCGCUCGCCGACGCCAAGCUGGACAAGUCGGCGAUACACGACGUCGUGAUGGUCGGCGGGUCGACGCGCAUUCCGAAGAUCCAGAGCCUGCUCCAGAACUUCUUCAACGGCAAAGCCCUCAACCUGUCGAUCAACCCGGACGAAGCGGUGGCCUACGGGGCGGCGGUGCAGGCCGCCAUCCUCAGCGGCGAUUCCAGCUCCCAGAUUCAAGACGUGCUGUUGGUGGACGUGACGCCACUGUCGCUAGGCAUCGAAACUGCCGGCGGCGUCAUGACCAACAUCGUCGAACGGAACACGCGCAUUCCCUGCAAGCAGACGCAGACGUUCACGACGUAUUCCGACAACCAGCCCGCUGUCACCGUCCAGGUCUUCGAGGGUGAGCGCGCUCUUACAAGGGAUAACAACCUGCUGGGAACGUUCGACUUGUGUGGCAUCCCACCUGCUCCCAGAGGCGUUCCUAAGAUUCAGGUGACGUUCGACAUCGACGCGAACGGCAUCCUGAACGUGUCGGCGCGCGACGAGAGCACGGGCCACUCGCGCAACAUCACCAUCCGCAACGACAAGGGCCGGCUGUCCAAGGCGGAGAUCGAGCGCAUGCUGGCGGACGCGGAGCGCUACCGCGCCGAGGACGAGCGCCAGCGCGAGCGCGUGGCCGCGCGCAACCGCCUCGAGGGCUACGUGUACGGCGCGCGCCAGGCGCUCGACGACGCCGGCUCCAGGCUGCCCGACGCGGAGCGCCGGCGCGCCAGGGACGCCUGCGACGACGCGCUGCGCUGGCUGGACGCGCACCCCGGCGCAGACCGCGCCGACUACGAGCAGCGCCUGCGCGACGUGCGGGCACUGUGCGCGCCGCUCAUGUCGCGGCUGCACCAGCAGGCCGGCGGCGGCGGCGGCCGCGGCGGCUACGGCGGCCGGCAGCAGCAGCAGGACGGGCCCGUCAUCGAGGAGGUCGACUGAGCGCGCAGGCGAAUCGAUACAUCGACGGCGCCACUACUAUCGAUAGCGUUACGCACGUCCUGUAGGAGAGACUGAAGUUUGGAGGAGGCUGACUACCUCUUCUUGUUUUAUUUUUUUUUUUUUUUCGGCUUCUCGGCAAGGACAUUUGAAGCUAGAGCCCACUGAGACUGCAUAAGACAAUAGUACAAAAAGAUAAUUAUACUGUACUCCACAUAAUAGUCUUGAGAGAUUCAGCAACUGCAUAGAUAUGUAAGACAAUUCUCAUUUAUUGUUAUGUCUCAAGCAGGACAUUUUUAAUUAGACUUCAUGUUUCGAUCACUCUGGAUCAUCGUCAGAUCUAACACGGGAACCUCCCCAUCGCACCCCCUUCAGAUUUAGUUAUAAGUUGGCACAGUGGAUAGGCCCUGAAAAACUGAACACAGAUCAAUCGAGAAAACAGGAAGAAGUUGUGUGGAACUAUGAAAAAAUAAACAAAAUAUACAAACUGAGUAGUCCAUGUGCAAGAUAGGCAACAUGAAGGGUAGUGUGAGCUCAGGAGCGCCGUGGUCCCGUGGUUAGCGUGAGCAGCUGCGGAACGCGAGGUCCUUGAUUCAAGUCUUCCGUCGAGUGAAAACUUUACUUCUUUACUUUCGCAAAGUUAUGAUCUGUCCGUUCGUUCAUUGGCGUGUCUGUUAACCGUAAUAAGUUUAGUGUGUGUGUGUUUUGCGACCGCACCGCAAAACUGUGCGAUUAUUAGACGAAAGGACGUGCCUCUCCAAUGGCAACCGAAAACAUUUAAUCGCAAGGUCAUACGUCAACCGAUUCCUCCACAGGAAAACACGUCUGAUAUAUUCUAUGCGACACUGGUGACGGCAUGUGCGUCACAUGACAGGAAUAUGUUGUCGACCCACCUAACUUUUACACUUGGCGAAUGGCUUAAAGGAUUCUUCUACCUUGCCCGAUUUUGGUUUUCUUGUGGAUAUGAUAAUCACUCCCAAAAAAAGAUGUGACAUAAACUGAAAAUAAAAAAAAUCAAACUUUUCGCCCGAAGGAAGACUUGAUCUAAGGACCGAUGGUUUCGUAGCUGCUCACGCUAACCACGGGACCACGGCGCUCUUGAGCUUACAAUAUCCUUGAUGUUGCAUAUCUUGCGCGUGGACUACUCAGUUUGUUGAUUUUGCUUAUUUUUUUCAUAGUUCCACACAACUUCUUCCUGUUAUCCCCAUUGAUCUGUGUUCAGUUUUUCAAGGCCUAUCCAUUGUGCCAACUUGUAACUAAAUCUGAGGGGGGUGCGAUGGGGAGGUUCCCUUGUAAGUAGUUGUGUAAGCAGCCUAUCUUCUCUACUCAGAACCAAAUAUAAGAGUAGUAUCAGUACUCUGAUAUUUGCUUCUGGACAGAUAAGACGGGUUUGUGACGCAACUCCUCAGAUCUGAACAUGAACGAAAGUGACCGAAACUAACUAAAAAUUUACAACUGAGGCGGGACGGUAAAUGAGCACUACCUCACAAUAUUGUACACCGUAGGAAGUCACUAUUUACUGGCUCAUGUUCAUAUAAAGCGUUUCGAGGCUUAAUUAGAGACGGAAAACGUUUCUCAAAAAUUGGUAUGCUGACAUCUCCAUAGAACAUCUAAGUAAUAUUACAGCUGUGGUCUUAUAGGAAGUGUGAAUCGACGUUUCCGUUCCUUUGAUUGUUGAUACAUUUUUCCAAAUGAGUGACUUUUAUGUGAAAAUUUUUUGUUACUUUCAAAAAGAAAAGAUGUUCUUAUCUAAAUUUGUUCCGUAAGAGGUCUGUCAUUAGUUUCGCUCAAGCUUUGACAAGUUUUGUUUGUUAUGAAAAAAUAUGUCCAGACUUUAAUUGUUUUAAAUAAAAGAAAAUUUGUAAGGCAAAUUAAUUACAUUGAACUUACAUUAAUACAAAUACGAGAGAGAUAACAGCAAAACGGCUGCAGAAAGGUAUAGGUUGGUAAACAUCACAAAGCAGCGAGAAAUCGAGGUACAAAAUUUCCAAAGCGAGAUCGAAGCUUGCACGAACAGAAAGUAUGGAGAGAUGAAGGAGUGUUCAAUUGUGUGUGAAAUCCUAUGGGGCUUAACUUCUAAGGUCAUCAUACCCUAAACUUACACACUACUUAACCUAAAUUAUCCUAAGGACGAAGACACACACCCAUACCCGAGGGAGGACUUGAACCUCCGCCGGGGCCAGCCGCAUAGUCCAUGACUGCAGCGCCUGAGACCGCUCGGCUAAUCCCGCGCGGCAAAAUGUACCUUUCACAGAGAUGAAGGAAUUUUCCCUUAAUAGACAGGCAAGUAGCUGCAGCAGCACCCUUUAUUUGAACUGAAGAGUACAACAGAAAAGACAGUAUUUGGCAAUGUGGGUGAAUAACAGUGAGUACUUACAUCAAUUACUUAGGGAAAAGAAAAACAAAUGCAGAAUUACGAGGACCCGUUAUACCGAGGAGGUGGAUCGAUAUACCAGUUGGAUAAUAUUAAUGCGUGAAUAUCGAUAUCAAUUUUACAAAACAUUCGUAUUUUCGGUGCACACUUGCCAUCUCUUGACUUUAUGCUGUUUCACGGAAGUAUCCUCCGUGACGAGAUGGAACGUUGACGACUCUUUCACCUCGAAAUUCAGCAGUAAUAAGAGGAAUGUUCUACCUAUGCCUUUAUGAUUUAUUUUAUUCACCGCACUAUAUGUUUUAGUCGGCUAGCCUCCGUCAUCAGGAGCGGUAGAGUGAAUUACGAAGCUAUAUUUAUAGCAACAAAGCGCCAGGCGGAAUAUCUGUGUGAGAGUAAGUACCACAAGGUACAUGACCGUACGAGCAAUAAUCUGGAGUAUACUACCCUUUCAUAAUGUCAGAGAAUCCUGACAUGUUGGCGGUUACUAUUCUCGUGCUGCUGAUAAAUGCGUUGCGCUUCAGAUAUUUAGCUUGCAUACCAUCGGCAUGGAGUGUGGGUGGUAUUACUGUCGUAUAGGGACAACAUGCAGUUUUUACCCACACUCGGCACUUAGUGCGGAUGUAUGGAGUCCCUCCGCCCACAUACACAGUCGUCGUACAGCGGGUGUAAUAUAAUACUAACUUGCACAUAUGUUACUGCUAGAGCAGAAGGGACACAGACAGGUAAAAAUCAGUAAAACAAUGUUAUACAGGGGACAUGAGAAGCUUGUUGCAAAAAAAGUACCACGUACCGCCAAAUAUUGUCAAUACAAAGUAUAUCAGUUGUUAAACUUCUCCCGGUCCCAGGAUGCACAAGGGGAAGUGCCAAGUUACAUUCUGCGUGAAGUACAUAGUGACACUCCUGCUUGUGUCAUUGUGCAGCGUGAGUCAUAUAAGGCAUAAUUCUCAUUUUCAUUUUUUAUUUUGUGAGAUAUUCAUUCAACAAUUUUGGCAAAGGUUAGUAAUCAUAGCGAAUUUUAUUUCGUCGUAAACCUCUUAAAUGCUGUAAUCAAAGGAUAUUUUGAAGCAAAUACAGUUUUUAUUUUAAACACAAUGUAUAAUUUGUAUCUGGAAAUUAGGAAAAGACAAAUAUAGAGAUCUAACGCUUCUUAAUCUAGGUGAUGAAACUCACCGGAGAAAAUCUUCCAAUGCAGGGUAAUCUCCGAUAGUGAAGUAUAACAUUCAAUUUAAGAAAAUUUUUUUGUAUCACUAAUGAAGCAAGAUAAAACGAUGGAAAUUACUUAAAGAAACGUGUUAUCCAUUGCUUACUACGAACCGCAGGAGCGUUAUUUCACUACCAGUAUGCCGAAGACAUCUGCAUCUCACCUCAUUUUUUAUUUCUCUUUGUGGGACAAGUAACUCCUUCGGUUUCCUUCCGUAAGAGUCAAAUGUCAGUAUGUCCUAACAAGUGCUCAUUUCAUCUGGCUAGAUUUCACAUCAGUUUGACGAAUAACACACUACUUUCUACAGGUGGCAAAGAAUUAAGCAUCGAAGAGAGUCGUGUGAAGUUGUUUCAGUAGACUGUGACUAGCUACAGUGUUUAGUUUGUUCCUAUUACAGCUUCGAUCAUUUUCGAGCUCACUAGCGUUGUAGAAUAGUAAUGUUUCUCUUGUGAUUCUUCAUAAGUUUCAUUUGUUGAGUAAUUUUAUGUUAUCACUGUGAACGACAUAAUUGAGUUCAUUAAUUGACACAGUGAUUAUAAACAUAAAAUUACCUGUCGAUUAAUGAUGUAUAAGGAAGAUUACCGGAUAGUGUGCCAUACUUACAUAAACAUGUGCUAAAUAUCAACAAUCAAGUUUAUAUUCAUUGAGCCAUUAUGUUUUUCAUGUUUAUUUGUCUACGUUACUUUAUAAUGUUACUAUUCUCUUGCAAAAUGUGAGUAAUAUGGAAAGCCACUUUUCGCCUUGUACUUAGUGAGAGUUGAACUUAAAAUCACAAACUGGGACCUAUGGAAUAAAACUGCUUUUAACCUAAAGUGUUGUAAAUUAUGUUGAAAACGUAAUUACAGAGAUUUCGAUGAUGUGGUAUCUGCAUGUGUAUAUGGUUUUAUAAUAAGUUUAGCAAUUUCGCUAAUGUAGAUCCUGUAUGACUGCAACAAAAUUUGUUUAUGAAAGUUA
Messenger RNA from Schistocerca serialis cubense, 6522 nucleotides. RefSeq names its product heat shock protein 68-like. Lineage: Eukaryota; Metazoa; Arthropoda; Insecta; Orthoptera; Acrididae. The transcript has 2 exons. Bases 77 to 1996 code for a protein of 639 amino acids. Gene Ontology annotation, biological process: protein refolding; cellular response to unfolded protein. The record is from RefSeq and is a predicted model, not a curated record. Gene Ontology annotation, molecular function: ATP binding; heat shock protein binding; ATP hydrolysis activity. Gene Ontology annotation, cellular component: cytoplasm.